CGUCUUCUACCUUUCCCUCCCGCUUCCGAUUGCUCCCCUCCUCCCUCCACCUCCGCCUCCACAUGACCGCGUCGUCGGCGUCGGCGGCAGUGGCGGAGUAGUCGGAUUCGCCGGAGCAGCGACGGCGAGGUCUACCCAACGGAGGUUGCGGCGAUGGCGGCGCCGGCGUCUGCGGCGGCGGGGCUGGGGGCCAUGUCCACCGACAACGCCAAGGGGCUGGUCCUCGCCGUGUCGUCCAGCGCCUUCAUCGGGGCCAGCUUCAUCGUCAAGAAGAUGGGGCUCAGGAGGGCCGCCGACUCCGGCGUCCGCGCCGGAUAUGGAGGGUUUUCUUACUUAAUGGAGCCUCUAUGGUGGAUAGGCAUGAUUUCUAUGAUUGUGGGAGAAAUUGCUAAUUUUGCUGCUUAUGCAUUUGCUCCUGCUAUUCUUGUUACUCCUCUUGGGGCACUCAGUAUAAUAAUCAGUGCUGCACUUGCACACGGCAUUCUGCAGGAGAAACUACACACCUUCGGCAUACUUGGUUGUGUUCUUUGUGUAGUUGGAUCUAUAACAAUAGUACUCCAUGCUCCACAGGAGCGCAAUAUCGACUCUGUAAGGGAAGUUUGGGAUCUUGCAACUGAACCAGGUUUUCUUUGCUACGCAGCUAUAGUAGUUGCAGCUGCACUAGUUCUUAUAUAUUUUGUCGUCCCUCAACAUGGACAAACAAACAUCAUGGUGUACAUCGGAGUCUGUUCUCUUCUAGGAUCUCUCACCGUGAUGAGUGUAAAAGCUCUUGGCAUUGCAUUGAAGUUAACAUUCUCAGGAGUGAACCAGUUAUUCUAUCCACAGACAUGGGCUUUUACCCUAAUUGUAGCCACAUGUGUGAGCACCCAGAUUAACUAUCUAAAUAAGGCAUUGGACACCUUCAAUACAGCAGUUGUCUCACCAAUAUAUUAUGUGAUGUUUACUUCACUAACAAUUAUAGCCAGUGUGAUAAUGUUCAAGGACUGGGAUCGGCAAAGUCCAACACAAAUUGUCACGGAGUUGUGUGGUUUUGUGACCAUCCUUUCUGGGACAUUUCUCCUCCACAAGACAAAGGACAUGACUGACAGUACUGGAUCAUCUUUAUCGACAAGUCGUUCAAAGGGGGGCAGCCAAAAUAGGUUUGCAAUUGAGGUCAUUCCAUUAAAAUACCGAGAUUCCGUGGAUGAUGAGACCUUGCCAUUGUCACUUCCCAAAGCUGACGAUCGCUACCUAAUGGAAGACAUUCCUGUUAGAUACAAAAACCUGAAUACUGUCUGAUAAAAAUAAUUCUUCGCCAGCACAUUCUAAGAACCUAUUCGGAAAUUUGGCGCCUCAUACAAUGCUCAGACAUGACUAGCUGAUGAAGAACUGGAGGUGCAGAUUUUACAAAGUACAUGACGAAAUUAUAAGUUGGCACCUCCUUUCUGGAUGAUAAUUUCUCUAAUCUGGAGAAAGCACAGAUGGUUCCAACCUUAAAGCCAGUUGAGAGAGUUAUUCUUGAAUACCAGUUCUUUAAAAGAAUGAAGUGCACUCGCGCAGGGUGGCAUGCCUCCACUCCUUUUUUUGUUUUAUUUUCUUUUCUUUUUAGGCAGUGAUGCAGUUUUGCUGCAAUUUGAGCUUACCUGAUUUUUCUAGGAAGAUGUAAUAUAGGGACAUCAGGCUCCAUUUUUUAAAUUUUUUUACCUGUAUCUACCUGAUAAAGUUGCUGCCCAAAAUAGUUGUCAAUAUGUUGACUGGGAAUGUAAGUAUCGAAUCAUACUUUCUGACAGAUAACUGGUGAAUCUAAUGUUCAUAUCA
This is a messenger RNA of Oryza brachyantha (malo sina), 1797 nucleotides long. RefSeq names its product probable magnesium transporter NIPA4. Bases 154 to 1278 code for a protein of 374 amino acids. The transcript is spliced from 9 exons. The record is from RefSeq and is a predicted model, not a curated record. NCBI's taxonomy places the organism in Eukaryota, Viridiplantae, Streptophyta, Magnoliopsida, Poales, Poaceae. Gene Ontology annotation, biological process: magnesium ion transport. Gene Ontology annotation, molecular function: magnesium ion transmembrane transporter activity. Gene Ontology annotation, cellular component: membrane.